This is a messenger RNA of Fonsecaea erecta, 1281 nucleotides long. RefSeq lists its product as hypothetical. The record is from RefSeq and is a predicted model, not a curated record. Lineage: Eukaryota; Fungi; Ascomycota; Eurotiomycetes; Chaetothyriales; Herpotrichiellaceae. The transcript has a single exon. The coding region runs from base 1 to 1281 and encodes 426 amino acids.
AUGCAUCAUCAUAACGAACACCGAGAUGAGAAGGCGCCGGCAGUGAACACGCUUCCGGCGCACGACCAACCUGUCCCGGCACGAAUCAACCGAAAGCCCGUCCCCGUAGACUAUGCCAACAACAGCGAACCAUGGCCUUACUCUCCCGUCUCUCCCAUUGAUCCUGCCGCCGAAGCCGCCGGUCUUACAGCAUUCCCGACGAGAAGCAGCGGCGAGAGCGCUCGAAGCUUUAGCGUUGAUCCAGCGAGAGCAAACGCGGUGUUCGAUCAAGAGUAUGCUCCUCACGGCGAAGUCCCUGGGCAUGAUCACCAUGGGAUCGGAGCUGCCACAGCAGGACUUGUUGCCAGCGCAGCUCUGGGCCAUCGUGAUAAUCACGACCACCAUCGUUCCCGAAGUCGGAGCAGCAGUAGCAAGCAACGCAGUCGACAGCCGAUAGCCAUACCUAGCGAAGGGUUUGACACCGGCAGGAGGACAUCCAGGGAGUAUAGAAACGGUCACGCCUAUAGGGAUGUUGACCACCAGGACUCAUAUGACGCCGGCGUUGCAGGGGAACAAGACUUGUAUGGGGUUUCUGCAACGCCGCCUCCUCGCUCUCGACGCAACAGUGCGGUUGGGUCUGGUCUCCCUGGUGCUGCCGCCUUCAACUACGCCAACCGCCCUGCCGUUCCGUCCCCGCUGUCCAGCGAAGUCCGUCGCGACCCGAGCCACUCGCCUCCACGAAGCCGGUCUCGAAGUCUCAGCAGAGAUGCGGCACGAUUCUCAUUCUCCUACGAUCCGGUCGCCGAUGACUACGGGGCGUACCCCCCAUUCCCGAUCUCAUCCAGCACCUCCAAGGCAGGACGAGACGAAGCCUUCCCCGGCCAGAAUGCCGGCAACCUCACUCAUCCCGACAGAGUGUACAUCAACGACAAGAGCUAUCCUCCGCUCGACAUUCCAGGCGGUAAAAGCACCAACGAGUAUGACCUGGCAGCCACAUCCGGACCGUUGGGGCACCAGCCGCAGACCGCAUCGCUGCUCCCCGUUUCCGAAGACGCCGAUGCCACGAUGGAAAGCGACGACUCACCGUGGCGGAUGAGCGACGGCAUGCCGGCAGGGUGGCAGCGUGCCAGCACCGGCAGCCCCCGCAACAGCAGGGAGUACAUGAGCAAUCGCGAUUCAGGCGUGGGCAUGGGAGUCGGGAGGGGCCGCAGACUGCGGGCGAGUGACAUUGUGGGCUCUUCGACCGCAAGGCCGGGGAUGGAUUACGAUGCGUAUGGAUACGGGUAUGGACAGGCGCUUUGA